Medioppia subpectinata is the source of this 1907-nucleotide messenger RNA. NCBI's taxonomy places the organism in Eukaryota, Metazoa, Arthropoda, Arachnida, Sarcoptiformes, Oppiidae. The record is from the annotation of a GenBank genome assembly.
AUUCAGAGUUUUGUGUGAAAUGUAAAGCAAUAAUGCAUUGAAAUAAUGAUAAUAAGGAAACCACUAAUCAAUGCAUUAAUUGCUGAUUGAAUUCAAUUGAAUGACAAUUCACUCAAUUGUGUCUCAAAUGUCCACAACUUAGACAUCGCUCACCGAUUAUGGCUAAAAGUGAGACUAGAAUUGGUUUAUUGUCUGUCAAUGAAUCCAAUCAGAAGAUGCGGAUUAUUGUCAACGGAAAGCAACUCAUUAUACAAGAGAUGUGUGUCAACAAUGACCCCAAUUUGCUCACCACUGGAACCGAUGACCACAACAAUGACCACAACUCUCAACAGCCGAAUCUGAGCUCACGUUUAGUGAAUAUACACCGAAACGAGUCGUUAGGUUUGGGUCUAUCAAUAAAAGGCGGUUCCGAACACUCGCUUCCGAUCCUCAUCUCAAGAAUUCCGAAUCUGAGCUCACGUUUAGUGAAUAUACACCGAAACGAGUCGUUAGGUUUGGGUCUAUCAAUAAAAGGCGGUUCCGAACACUCGCUUCCGAUCCUCAUCUCAAGAAUUGUGAGCCAAAGUCCGGCCGAUCUCUGCAAACAACUCUUCAUCGGCGACGAGAUAUUGGCUGUGAAUGACGUGGACUUUGACGGCACCACAACACACGACGAGGCGCUCAAACUAUUGAGACAAUCGGGCGAUGACAUCACUCUCAAAGUGAGACACCAUAGAGUGGCCAACAUUUACCGCAAACAGUGGCGCAAAAACGACAAUCAAUUCAUUGACUUACAAGACGACAAUCCACUCAUUAAGAAGACAUCGACUCUUUGUUUGAAUGAAUUGAAAGAAUUGCCAAAACCUGAGACCAAUAGUACGGAGAGUUGGAAAGAAUGCGUGCGAAUGGAGCUCUUCCUCUCGAGUUUGUCUCAAUACGUCUCGUUUAGUGAUAAACUAAGAGACGCCGGCUUUGAGGUGAGGGCUCUGAGCGGACAAUCAGCUCUCGUUCAGUGCGAUAACCAAGAGAUAUGCCAUCAGUGGUGCAAAACCAUUACAAAUGCCACAAAUAAUCUCACUUUCAGUCACAUGAAACUCAUAAACAAAUCAUUGCCUAAAAGUGAACACAUUGUAUACAUGGGUUGGGUGUCAGACUGUCAGACAAUUAGAUGCCAAUCCAAACAGACAUACAAGUGGUCACAGGAGUACCUCAUCAUAAAAGGCGGUUCCGUUUAUAUACACAAAUGUCCGCCAAAUUCAUUGAUUCAAAACGAUAGUCAACUCAACAUUCAUUUGGCAAACAAUGCAUUAUUUCAUUACAAUUGCUAUCAAUCGGUGUUUCGUUGCGUCAAAUCUAACGAGCAAUUGGAUGACAAGCGAAACGCGUUUAUAAUACAGAGCGCCGACGAAUUGACGCCCAAAUACUUGGCCACAGAGAGUGCGGACGAAUUAAAUGAAUUGAAGAACGCGUGGCACAGAGCUAACUAUCAUUCCGUUACACAACUCGGGAGCAAAACGUUUGCAGUGGUUUGCGAGGGAAUGUCGGGUUCGCUGACACUGGACUGGCGGAUGGGGUUUGCCUUAUAUGACCCGCUGUUGAAGUCAUACCAAUGGAAUUAUAAGUUUCAUCAAUUGAAACACUCGUCAGACGACGGGAACCGCAAACUGUCGCUCACUUUCGUUACGAAUCCCAACGAUAGUCGCAUUACUGAGACUCAACUCUUGGAAUGCAAUUCAUUACAGAAUCUCUUGUAUUGUAUGCACGCCUUUCUCAGCGCUAAAGUCGCUUCAGUUGAUCCCAGAUUUCUUCAGUCAUCAUAAAAACGGUGCUUUUCUGCCAAUCCAUUCGCCACUUAUUUAUUACAAACUUAACCAACAAAUGAGUGCAACAAUUAUUUUAGUCAAAAAUCAAUUGUUUUAUCUGAAAAC